CAUGAAUCGCAGACGGCAUCAUGAUGGAGACGAAGAUGGAUAUGAGCAUCGCAAUCGUAAACGUCGCCGUGUUUCCGAGAAUCAAGAAAUUGAAGAUCGUUUGGAAUCACUGAUUUUGCGUGUUGGCGAACGUAGCACAUCCUCGGUUGAAUCAAAUUUGGAGGGCCUUGUUUCGGUAUUGGAAGCAGAUUUGGGCACCUUCCGUUUGAAAAUCUUGCGUAUUCUCUCCGAUUGUGCCGUAAAAAUGCCUGAGAAGUGUACCAUCUACACGACACUGGUGGGUCUAUUGAAUGCCAAAAAUUACAAGUUUGGCGGUGAAUUUGUCGAUCACAUGGUCAAGAUAUUCAAGGAGUCACUGAAACAGUGCAAAUGGAAUAGUGCACGUUACUCGCUGCGCUUUUUGGCCGAUUUGGUGAAUUGUCAUGUCAUUUCGGCUUCGUCGCUUUUGCAAUUGUUGGAUACCAUGAUUGAUGUAUCCAAUGAGGAUACAGUACCACAAGUACGACGUGAUUGGUAUGUGUUUGCUGUCCUCUCCACCCUGCCAUGGGUUGGUCGUGAUUUAUACGAAAAGAAGGAGUCUUCAUUGGAGUCGUUGUUGCUACGCAUUGAAGUGUAUCUUAACAAACGGUCGAAGAAACAUCAUAACGCCUUGCGUGUUUGGUCUGUGGAUGCACCACAUCCCCAGGAAGAAUAUUUGGAUUGUUUGUGGGCCCAAAUUCGCAAAUUACGUCAAGACAAUUGGGCCGAGAAACACAUUCAACGUCCCUACUUGUCAUUCGAUUCCAUAUUGUGUGAAGCUCUGCAACACAACUUGCCGCAGAUUGUACCACCACCACAUCACGAAUCAUAUGAAUAUCCCAUGCCAUGGGUUGUCUAUCGUAUGUUCGAUUACACAGAUUGUCCCGAUGGUCCCAAUUUACCCGGUGCCCAUUCGAUUGAACGUUUCCUAAUCGAAGAACAUUUGCAUCACAUCAUUGAAAUGCAUCAUAAAGAGCGAAAAGAUUGUGCUGCCCAGCUAUUGGCAUUCCCCUAUAAAAAUAAAGUACCCCUCGAAUAUUGUAUUGUAGAAGUUAUAUUCGCUGAACUAUUCCAUAUGCCGACACCACGUUAUUUGGAUAUUGUCUACGGUUCAAUUCUCAUUGAAUUGUGUAAAUUACACCCGGCCACCUUGCCCCAGGUGUUGGCUCAAGCUACGGAAAUUUUGUUUAUGCGUAUCGAUUCGAUGAACACAUCAUGUUUUGAUCGUUUCGUUAAUUGGUUCUCAUAUCAUUUGAGUAAUUUCAAAUUUACAUGGUCAUGGGAAGAAUGGGAUAGUUGUUUGCUAUUGGAUAUGGAGCAUCCACGUCCCAAAUUUAUACAGGAGGUUUUGCAGAAGUGUUUGAGAUUGUCAUAUCAUCAACGUAUUGUCGAAAUGAUGCCUGAAACAUAUGGUAAAUUAUUACCCGUUCAACCAGCACCAAAUUACAAAUAUGCAUCUGAAGAAGCUGCUUCAUUGGCCGGCACCCAAGUAGCCCAUCAAUUGGUUGUGGCUAUACGCCAAAAAUGCACCCCAGAGGAAGUUAUUAACAUCCUAAAAGAACUGCCAAAUUCGGGUGAAAAUGCUGAUCAGGAAAUGUCGGAAACCUCAUUUAAUCCAUUGAAAAUCGAUGUCUUUGUCCAGACCCUAUUGAAUUUGGGCUCGAAAUCGUUUUCACACAGUUUUGCAGCAAUAUCGAAAUUUCAUUUAGUUUUUAAGGCCUUGGCUGAAUCGGAAGAAGCCCAAAUAUGCAUACUUCACAAUGUAUUCGAAUUGUGGCAGAAUCAUCAACAAAUGAUGGUUGUAAUCAUUGAUAAGCUGCUGAAGACACAAAUUGUUGACUGUUCGGCAGUAGCCACAUGGAUUUUCUCCAAAGAAAUGACCGGUGAAUUUACAAAAAUGUAUCUUUGGGAGAUAUUACAUUUGACCAUACGAAAAAUGAAUAAACAUGUUAUAAAAUUAACUCAUGAAUUGAAUGACGCCAAGGAAAAACUAUCAAAAGCCGACUCAUCAUCAAGCGAUUCAGAAGAUGAGGCAGCACCAAAACGCAAGAAACCCGUAACCACCGUCGACAAACCAACAGAAGAGAUGGUUGAACGCAUGGAAGAAAAAUUGGAAGCUGCCAAUGUCGAUCAGAAACGUCUAUUUCUUAUUGUAUUCCAGAGAUUUAUUAUGAUUCUCUCAGAACAUUUAGUUAGAUCGGAUACAGAUGGUCGGGAUCCCGAUACCGACUGGUAUCGCUGGACAAUUGGACGUUUGCAACAAGUUUUCUUAAUGCAUCAUGAACAAGUGCAAAAAUACAGCAGCACUUUGGAAACCCUUCUCUUUACAUCCGAUUUGGAUUCACAUAUAUUGGAUGUGUUCCAUCAGUUUGUUGCACUUCGCGCUUAAACGGCGGGAUUAUAGCAUAGCAAAAAAA
Musca vetustissima is the source of this 2435-nucleotide messenger RNA. Its product is annotated as nuclear cap-binding protein subunit 1. The coding region runs from base 2 to 2407 and encodes 801 amino acids. Lineage: Eukaryota; Metazoa; Arthropoda; Insecta; Diptera; Muscidae. Gene Ontology annotation, biological process: mRNA export from nucleus; nuclear-transcribed mRNA catabolic process, nonsense-mediated decay. Gene Ontology annotation, cellular component: nuclear cap binding complex; nucleus. The transcript is spliced from 8 exons. Gene Ontology annotation, molecular function: RNA cap binding; protein binding; mRNA binding. The record is from RefSeq and is a predicted model, not a curated record.